AUGUCGAGACGCUCGUCGAAUCUCGAGUUCAGCAUUCGUGGCGACGAGCUUGAGCAACAUCGCAUCCAGCUCGAACACAAUCUACAGCACACCGACCUAUCUCUGCAUCUGUCCAAUCCUGACGAGGACUACUCCGACGUUGAAUACCCCAGACAUAACUCAGCUCCAUCACCCUCCUUCGCAUUUGCCUCCUUCGAACAACGCUCUGGCGACCAGUUCGAUCCCCAUGAGCAGAGUCAGUAUCAUGCAUGGUCCUUCCAAUCCUUCAACCGGGACGAAACAGGCGGCCCAUACGGUGGAGAAACACUGUCUACUGCAGCACAUCAUGCCAGCGCUCUCACUCUUAGCGCUGGCCUUGGUGGGAGAGCUAACCGAAGGGAUGUCAGCCUUAGCGGCGCGGAAUAUGACCCAGAUCGUCCUCUUCAGGGUAUCAUAGCGGGCAUUGACAGCCGCUUCAGUGUGCUCGAUGUGGACUCCACGAGGUCGAAGAACUUGACCUCAAAUGCCGUUGGCUUUGAUCCACUAGUUGUCGAUGUCGAUGAUACCGCCGAGCUUGACAGAGUACUCGAGACUGGCCAUGCACGGAUACCCCCAAAGAUUCGCUCCCCCGCCUCCUCCUUCUCUUCGAGUAGCUCACCUUCUGAGCCUGCCUCUCCUCGUCCUCAGUCACCAUCUUUGCGGCCGAGGCUCUCUGACGCGUUGCAUGCCGUGUCUUUCUCUCCCAAGCGGCCACGUAGUGCACAAGCACAGUUGCCGCCUCGCCAACGCGCCGAUUCUCCAUCUGCUCUUCCAUCAUCUUCGCCCAGCUUCUCCAGACACUGCGAGGGGACCACACCCAGGCCAAGCCGCCAGAGCCACAACGUUGCGACUAGUCACGAUAACUACCAGCAGUCUCUGUCGUAUGUGGAUCCAGCUGUCAACGUGCUACCGCCCACUCCGUCGGUUUCGAAUGGGUCCAAGUUUUCUAGGAUGGCGCGAGAUCUGGCGCAGAAAAUCGAAACGGAACAGCACUUCGAAGAUGGUCGUGGCCGUGGGCGCGAUGAGCCUGAGCGCAUUGUGGCGCAAAGUACGGUGCGUGAUUCUAAGGUGGUCAAGCAGCGCAGGGAGCGAAACCCGUUCCAGGAUGUCGCCAACCGUGCUGCAGGCGCUGCUAAGAUGAGACAAGCACCUGUCCAGAAACCUCCCCUAAGGACACCGCUAAAGAGCCGAAUCCAUCUGCCUGACGUGACAGGCCUCACCAGUGCGAUCGGCUCGCCCGCUCGAAUUGGAAUGGAGUUCUACAAGUAUGACGGGAAGGAUGAUAAUGAAGGCGAAGCACGUCUGUUUGCCACGCUGAACGCGGUGCAGUCAAAGCUGGCCUUCCUCGAGAACGAGAACAGUAUCUCUCGCCGCCGUGUCCAUGAACUGGAGCUAGAACUAGAGGCCUGUAAGCAGGAGGUAGCCAGAGAGCGUACCAAAGUCCUCGAUCGCGAGGAGGUCAUUGCCCAGCGUGCUGCAGAUGUGAUCGGACGCGAGCGCGAGCGACUUGCAGAUAUCAGUCGACAAGCUAGAGGAAAGGCCAGGGAGCCUCGACGCCGCCCUGACGGCGACUCUUCAUACCGUGCGGCGAAUGAAAGCCGAUACAAGGAGGUUGUGGAGGAGAAAAAAGGCGAGUGCACCCUAGAGGCCCUGAUCACGACCCUACGCAACCACCUAUCACGUCUCACUACUGAGCUCGCGGAGCAUCAGCAUCUCUUGGAGGAUCUCCGAUCACUCCGCGACUCUGAUGCCCGCGCGCUGGCUGAGAAGAGCAGGGACGUGGACCAGCUUCGUCAGGAAGUUGAGCGCUUAGCCGGAGAAGUUGAGGUUCUCAGAGGCGUCGUGGAGGAGGGUUUGAAAGAGCGACGUGCAGCCCGCGAACAACUCUCGCGGGAAUUGUCACACGAUGUCAGUGAUGACGAGCGCAGCGGGCGGUCAAGUCCUGUUCAAGACGAUAAUGCCCAUCGCGCGAACACCACUAUACACGCAGCAGAGGUGUCGUCUGAGUCGGACGAAGAGGACGAUGUUUCGGAAAGCUCUGGACACCGGUCGCCCACUCCGUCGCGCACCCGCGAGAACCUGGCGGAUAGGACCACACGGACGGACUACGCAACGCUAGGUUCCUCACAACCACCCGACGAGCCCAGCACGCGCGCCUUCGUCGAACCUGAGGAGCUUGGCCUUAUUGCCAAUGAUGUGCAAGAACGACGCUCGGAGCGAUCGGUUUCCCAGUCCUGGUCGUCCGGCUCAAGAGACAGGAGUGUAUCCCGGCCGAUGUCUAGAGCAUCCGCGUUAUCUCGUUCCACGUCGUCUGCGCCCUCCAUGAUGGGUUCAAGGCGUGUAAGUUCACCGUCAGUGUCUAGACGUAGCGACGAUGAAGGCGAUGGCGACAAGGUCUCAGAUGACGAGACUCGCCCUGCGACACCCAACGCACAAAUGGCCGCGCCCUCUCGGUCUCGCCCAGCAGCCCCUACGCCUGCCCAUGCUCUUCGGGAUCAAUAUCGGAACACACGGCCAGCUCCUGACAACAAGGCCUCGUCGAGCAAGGCGCGCGCUGCAGUUGAGGAAGAAACGCCCUUUCCAAGCAUCCGUGGGAAACACAUGGAGCGUCUCUUCUUUUCUGCACCGGAACAUAACGCGGAGACUUGCACAGUAUGCCACCGUCGUCGACGAACUCACCACACUGCUGGUGAGGAUGCAGAGCCAAUUGCUUUCUGGCUCUCAGGUACGGUCAAAGCGCGGAAGCCCAAAGUCAGGGUGGACGAUGAGGACGACGAAGGUUUUGCGGAAGGUCCUGAGGACGACGCUCAGCCGCAGCCAUCUGGCAAAGGAAAAGAGCGCGAGAGUGCACGAGUUCCCCAGCAGACAGUCCUUGCACGCGUUAUCAGGGAGCUUGAGGAUGACUUCGCGCAUUACAAAAGUAUCUACGUGGAGCUGGCCGACCAAUACAAGCUCAUGGACGCUGUCUCCAACGUCGCGAAGAGAAACAUCGUCGCAGGAAAUCUGCGUGAAGUCAUCGACAUUCUUGAGCAAAAGGUGAAGAGAAGCGUAUCAUACCUACCGCAAAUCGUUGUUGACUGUGUUACAUUAGGGUGA
This is a messenger RNA of Postia placenta MAD-698-R-SB12, 3114 nucleotides long. RefSeq lists its product as hypothetical. NCBI's taxonomy places the organism in Eukaryota, Fungi, Basidiomycota, Agaricomycetes, Polyporales, Adustoporiaceae. The record is from RefSeq and is a predicted model, not a curated record. Gene Ontology annotation, molecular function: microtubule binding. The transcript is spliced from 6 exons. The coding region runs from base 1 to 3114 and encodes 1037 amino acids.